AUGGAGGGAUUAGGAGGGGAGGAUGAGGGUAGCAAGGUUAUAGCUCUUAAUAGUUCUCAGGCAGCUGAAGGUGAGCUCUAUGUUGAUGAUGGAAAGAGCUUUGAAUUUGAGCAGGGAGCCUACAUCCAUCGCCGAUUUGUAUUCUCCAACGGGAAGCUUACAUCUUCAAACUUGGCAACUUCUGCCCGUGGCAAAAGUCUAUUUUCCUCAGGUUGCACUGUUGAGAGGAUCAUACUUCUCGGCCUCUCUCCUGGACCAAAAAUCGCCCUCAUCGAACCAUCAAACCAGAAAGCUGAUGUUGAAUUUGGGCCACUUCAGCUUCGAGGUGAGCGGAACCCAAUGGUUUUAACGAUCCGCAAGCCAAAUGUCCGGAUUGCUGAUGAUUGGACAAUAAAAGUUUUAUAA
Messenger RNA from Ilex paraguariensis (yerba mate), 405 nucleotides. Lineage: Eukaryota; Viridiplantae; Streptophyta; Magnoliopsida; Aquifoliales; Aquifoliaceae. The record is from the annotation of a GenBank genome assembly.